AUGACGAUGUGGCCGUGUCGAUCUUGCAUCGGGAAAACAAAAAAAAAAAAAAAAAGAGGGAAAAAACACCAUUUCCAUUUCCAUUAUUAUUAUUUGCCUUUUUUUUUACUAUUUAUUUCGCAUUUCUUCUGUGCUGUGUGUCUUCUUUUUCCUUUCUUUUCCCUAUUUUUUUUUUUUUUUUUACGUGCUUAUAACAUUAGAUGUACUCACACAAAGGCGAUGUCUUCGGUAGAAAAUAUUCCAGUAUCCAUUCCAGAGAUGGAAACGUUGUGUGAAAAAAAGGAGGCUGCCGUAACAACCCUUCUUCAAAAAGUCCUCAGCCAAUACGGCAACGUUUACCCGCCCCAGUUUAUGAAAUGUGCGAACGAAGAAGACAGACGGAUCCUGGCGUAUAAAUACCUGAAGGCCCGCAGUUGGAAGGUUUCUGAUUCGAUGGAAAUGAUUAAGGAAAACAUGACAUUUAGGGCAAAACACGAUGCAGAUCAUAUGAAUUUAUUUCCAUGCGUGUUCCCUCUUCGUGGCUUCGAUGAGGAAGACUUGUGCCGCACCAUACAGGAUCCCUACACGGAAAAGCAAAGGUGGACUGAGCUCUGCUACCUCGCGACAGCCCCCUACUAUUCGGCAGGAUAUCAUU
This is a messenger RNA of Trypanosoma cruzi, 634 nucleotides long. RefSeq lists its product as uncharacterized. Lineage: Eukaryota; Euglenozoa; Kinetoplastea; Trypanosomatida; Trypanosomatidae. The record is from RefSeq and is a predicted model, not a curated record. The transcript has a single exon. The annotation marks the transcript as partial.